AUGGAUGAAGAAUACGACGUUAUAGUUUUAGGUACUGGGUUGACCGAAUGUAUCUUAUCAGGAUUAUUAUCUGUUGAAGGUAAAAAGGUGUUACACAUUGACAAACAGGACUUCUAUGGGGGUGAAUCAGCAUCAUUGAACUUAUCUCAAUUGUACUCAAAGUUUAAACCUUCAGGUCAAAAGCCUGAAUUAAAAGGUAGAGAUAGAGAUUGGUGUGUUGAUUUGAUUCCUAAGUUUCUCAUGUCCAACGGUGAAUUGACCAAUAUCUUGGUCCAUACCGAUGUUACCAGAUACAUUGAGUUCAAACAAAUUGGAGGAAGUUAUGUUUAUAGAAAUGGUAGAAUCGCCAAAGUUCCUUCUAAUGAGAUGGAAGCGGUUAGAUCCUCAUUGAUGGGGAUUUUUGAAAAGAGAAGAAUGAAGGGGUUCUUGGAAUUCAUUGCCAAUUAUGAUGAAGAUGUCAAGUCCACCCAUCAAGGAUUAGAUUUGGAUACUAACACAAUGAACGAAGUUUAUAAUUAUUGGAGAUUAGAAAACGGUACUAAGGAUUUUAUUGGUCAUGCCAUGGCUUUGUGGCCAAAUGAUGAUUAUUUGAAUGAACCUGCCAGACAAACCUAUGAAAGAAUUGUUUUGUAUGUCCAAUCAGUUGCCAAAUAUGGGAAAUCUCCUUAUAUUUACCCAUUAUACGGAUUAGGUGAAUUACCUCAAGGGUUUGCAAGAUUAUCAGCUAUCUACGGUGGUACUUAUAUGUUGGAUACUCCAAUUGAUGAAGUAUUAUAUGAAGAUGGUAAAUUUGCUGGAGUUAUUACUAAAGAAGGUAAAGCUAAAGCUCCAAUUGUAAUUGCUGAUCCAACUUAUUUCCCUGAAAAAGUUAAGAAAACAGGCCAAAGAGUCAUUAGAGCUAUGUGUAUUAUGGAUCAUCCAAUUCCUAAUACUAAUGAUUUAGAUUCUUUACAAUUGAUCAUUCCACAAAAUCAAGUAGGUAGAAAACAUGAUAUUUACAUUGCUUGUUUAUCGGAUGUUCAUUGUGUGGUUCCAAAAGGUUAUUAUUUGGCUAUUAUUUCAACUAUCAUUGAAACUGAUACUCCUCAUGUUGAAUUAGAACCAGCCUUUAAAUUAUUAGGUCCAAGAAUCGAUACUUUAAUGGGUAUUGCUGAAUUAUAUGAACCUCAACAAGAUGGUUCAAAAGAUGGCAUUUAUAUUUCCAAGACUUAUGAUGCUUCAUCUCAUUUCGAAUCAAUGACUGAUGAUGUUAAAGAUUUAUACUUUAGAGUUAUGGGUAAACCUUUGGUAUUAAAGAAAAGACCCAAUGCUGAAGAAGAAGAAGGUUUAAAUGGUCUUUAG
Molecule: messenger RNA, 1341 nt
Organism: Yamadazyma jaroonii
Lineage: Eukaryota; Fungi; Ascomycota; Pichiomycetes; Serinales; Debaryomycetaceae
Source: the annotation of a GenBank genome assembly